AUUUAGAGGCGCGCGCCGGGCGGGAAUGUAAGAUGGCGGAGUAGUACCGUGAGGCAGUUAGCAUUCAGUCUCUGCGCUGACCUCGCUUCUGGUCUUCGCAGCACCCGUGGCCUCUGAGGGAAAAACUCCUAGGCUAACUGUCCAAGAUGCCGAAUAUCAAAAUCUUCAGCGGAAGCUCUCACCAAGACUUAUCCCAGAAAAUUGCCGACCGCCUGGGCCUGGAGCUGGGCAAGGUGGUGACUAAGAAAUUCAGCAAUCAAGAGACCUGUGUGGAAAUUGGUGAAAGUGUACGUGGAGAAGAUGUCUACAUUGUUCAGAGUGGUUGUGGUGAAAUUAAUGACAAUCUAAUGGAGCUUUUGAUCAUGAUUAAUGCCUGCAAGAUUGCUUCAGCCAGCCGAGUUACUGCAGUCAUCCCAUGCUUUCCGUAUGCUCGGCAGGAUAAGAAGGAUAAGAGCCGGGCUCCAAUCUCAGCCAAGCUGGUUGCAAAUAUGCUGUCUGUAGCUGGUGCAGAUCAUAUCAUCACCAUGGAUCUACAUGCUUCUCAGAUCCAGGGCUUUUUUGAUAUCCCAGUGGACAAUUUGUAUGCAGAGCCUGCUGUCCUGAAGUGGAUUAGGGAGAACAUCUCGGAAUGGAGGAACUGUACCAUUGUUUCACCUGAUGCGGGCGGAGCUAAGAGAGUGACCUCCAUUGCAGAUCGGUUGAAUGUGGACUUUGCAUUGAUUCACAAAGAGCGGAAGAAGGCCAAUGAAGUGGACCGCAUGGUGCUAGUAGGAGAUGUGAAGGACCGAGUGGCCAUCCUUGUGGAUGACAUGGCUGAUACUUGUGGCACGAUCUGUCAUGCAGCUGACAAACUUCUCUCAGCUGGAGCUACCAGAGUUUAUGCAAUCUUGACUCAUGGGAUCUUUUCUGGCCCAGCCAUUUCUCGCAUCAACAAUGCCUGCUUUGAAGCAGUUGUAGUCACUAACACUAUACCUCAGGAGGACAAGAUGAAGCAUUGCUCCAAAAUACAGGUGAUUGACAUCUCCAUGAUCCUUGCAGAAGCCAUCAGGAGAACUCACAAUGGAGAAUCUGUUUCUUACCUGUUCAGCCAUGUCCCUUUAUAAUAGAAUAACUUCAGAGGCUUUUUAAAAAUGAAGUUAACCCCACCCCCUUGUUCUCCCUUGGUUUUUCUAGUAUUUGACAAAUUUAGCAGAAGACCUAGCUUGCUCCAGUGUAGCUUUCUACAUCCCACACUGUAUAUUAGAAUUAGUGGAUCCUAAUUUGGGGAAAGACAAAUUGAGAUAACUGCUGGGAUUUUCUACCUGCAUUAUCUUAUCCUGGCUUCCUUGGUCAUUUUAUGACCCCUGCAGCAUUCACUAGAGCUCAGCUGCCAUAAGAUUUGCAGACUUUUGAGCAUGUUCUGCAAAGCUGUUUUAAAUGUGAUUGAGAAAGUUUGGAUUCCUUUGCAUGUGAAUGCUUUGGGUUUUUUUUCCCCUUUGUUGCAAGUAACUAGCAACAAAGCCUGCAUAUGUGAAACAAAUUCUCCAAGGCCUACUACAUUACAGCAGGUCUGAACAGCCCCUGUAAGGCAGGAGUAAGCAGUUCAGCUUAAGCAGGAUCUUCAAGUGGGGAUGGAGGGUAGCUCAGUGUAGCAAAUGUGUCUUGGGAGGAAGAAGCCUGAUCUAUCAUCAUCAUCUGCUUGACUGUGUAGCUUGGAUACUCCUUUGUACCUAAUCCUUUUUAUUUGGCAUUACAUUCAGCCAUCUUGACCUGGCCAAAUAUCAUUUGGGGCCCAACUAGUCAUUGUACUCUUGUCUUCUGCAAUACAGACUUGCUUCCUGCUGGGUAAUUGUUAACGUUCAUGUUAGAUAAUUUGCUGUAGUGUAAUCUGUCAGCCUGCUACCACUGUGGUUGUAGGUUUUAGGUGAUAUCUUACAUAGUGCCUUUUAACUAAUAAGUAUUUAAUUUUCCUUGGAUCCGUUUGGCCUCAAGUGAACUGAGACUAUUUUCAAGAGACUGAUAUUAUUGUCUGUUGUAGAGAAAACUAAUAAAGUGUUCGUGUGUGA
Messenger RNA from Perognathus longimembris pacificus (Pacific pocket mouse), 2045 nucleotides. It is a transcript of the gene Prps1, whose product is annotated as phosphoribosyl pyrophosphate synthetase 1. The record is from RefSeq and is a predicted model, not a curated record. Gene Ontology annotation, molecular function: ribose phosphate diphosphokinase activity; ATP binding; magnesium ion binding. Gene Ontology annotation, cellular component: ribose phosphate diphosphokinase complex; cytoplasm. Gene Ontology annotation, biological process: purine nucleotide biosynthetic process; 5-phosphoribose 1-diphosphate biosynthetic process; ribonucleoside monophosphate biosynthetic process. Bases 147 to 1103 code for a protein of 318 amino acids. The transcript has 7 exons. Lineage: Eukaryota; Metazoa; Chordata; Mammalia; Rodentia; Heteromyidae.